Pyrus x bretschneideri (Chinese white pear) is the source of this 963-nucleotide messenger RNA. RefSeq lists its product as uncharacterized. The record is from RefSeq and is a predicted model, not a curated record. Bases 1 to 963 code for a protein of 320 amino acids. Lineage: Eukaryota; Viridiplantae; Streptophyta; Magnoliopsida; Rosales; Rosaceae. The transcript is spliced from 3 exons. Gene Ontology annotation, molecular function: nucleic acid binding; RNA-DNA hybrid ribonuclease activity.
AUGGAGGUAAAACAAGAGAGGCGAUCUUCGUGGGGUUGGAAAAGUAUACUUCAGGGACAUCGUAUUUUGGAGCGGGGGCUAAAAUGGAGGGUUGGAGAUGGGCAGAGUAUCAGGAUUGUACAUGAUCCUUGGAUUCCAAAGUUAUGCGCAUUCCAUAUACGGUCUAGGCAUGCGGAGAUGCCAGUGAUGGUAGGGGAGUUAUUUGAGCAUUCUAUGGGAUCGUGGAAAAAGGAGUUGGUACUUAACUAUUUUGAAGAGGAGGAAGCAAAACUUAUAUUGGGGUUGCCAAUUAGUUUAGGUGGUUGUCAUGAUAAACUAAUUUGGCAUUAUUCUAGGAAUGGAAAGUACACAGUCAUAAGUGGCUAUGGAGUGGCUAUGGAUCUUCAAGCAAAUAGGGAAUGGGAUAGGAAGGGUACAGGAAUGGGAAGUAAGAGUAUGAUGUCUGACCGUGUUUGGCAAGAUGUAUGGAGGCUAAGAGUGCCAAAUAAACUGAAGUUUUUUUAUAUGGAGGUGUUGCAACAAUACUUUGGCGGUACGAAGGAAUCUAGCCCGAAGGAGGAUGCGAGUGGAGACGACAUCCGUUUUAUGGACGUGAAUGUCGUCAAAGGGGUGGAUUUUCUGGAAGGUUGGAAGAAGAUUGAAGCACGGUUUAAGGAUGAAGCGGUAAAAGACGAGCUACUACAUGAAGUUGUUUUUGGCCUUUGGAGAAUAUGGAAAUGUCAGAAGGCAUUGGCUUUUGAAGGUGGCUAUGGGUCGGUGGUGCGAGAUUUUGCGGGACUUUUGCACAUGGCUAGUGGGGUGGGAGGCGAGUUUUUCAAUGAUGCAGCUAUGGUGGAAGUGGCUGCAAUUCGUGCAGCUUUGGUGACGUGUGGGGACAUGCAUUAUGAGAUGGUAGAGAUAGAGUCUGAUGCUCUAUCUCUUAUCAACAUGAUAAAUGGGGAAUGUUCAAUUGAUGUAAAUUAG